Molecule: messenger RNA, 1274 nt
Organism: Cucurbita maxima (winter squash)
Lineage: Eukaryota; Viridiplantae; Streptophyta; Magnoliopsida; Cucurbitales; Cucurbitaceae
Product: mitochondrial arginine transporter BAC1
Exons: 8
Coding region: 234-1133 (299 amino acids)
Biological process (GO): mitochondrial L-ornithine transmembrane transport
Molecular function (GO): L-ornithine transmembrane transporter activity
Source: RefSeq, a predicted model, not a curated record
AGAAAACAGGAAAGAGAGAAGAAAAGGGUAAUGGAUGCAGGCAAAGCUGCAGCGGCUGCGGUUGCGGCUGUAAAGUGAUCAUCAAUCACCUUUCCCCAAAUGACACACCAUUCGUUGCUCUCAGAGGUCGGAGCCACAUAUUAUCCAGGUUCAGUUCAGCUCAGUUGUGGGUUCCAAUGGAGACUCGAUGAUUCUCCCUGAUUUCCAUUGAUACCCUUUACACAAACACACCAAUGGGGGACAGUUCCAGUUACAAAGAUUACGUUGCCGGUUUGAUUGCCGGCGUUGCCACUGUCAUUACCGGCCAUCCUUUUGACACCGUUAAGGUAAAGCUUCAAAAACAUAAUACCGAGUCGCGGGGGAUUACUUAUCGAGGUGGUCUGCAUUGCACUACUAGGAUACUGAAGACUGAUGGUGUGAGAGGACUUUACCGAGGGGCAACAUCAUCUUUCAUUGGAGUAUCGUUUGAGAGUUCCCUUCUUUUUGGAAUUUAUUCCCGGACUAAACAGUCAUUGCAGGGAGACCACCAAAAUGGUAGGCCACGGCCACAAGUAGUAAUUCCUUCUGCAGCUUAUGGUGGAGCUAUUAUCAGCUUUAUACUAUGUCCUUCUGAGUUAGUGAAGUGUAGGAUGCAAGUUCAAGGCACUGAUUCUCUUGUUCCAGUGUCCAGUAGAUAUAGCGGUCCACUCGAUUGUGCCCUUAAAACUAUAAAAACAGAAGGGGCUACUGGUAUUUUCCGCGGAGGGUUUACAACAUUUUUAAGGGAAUCAAUAGGAAAUGCUGUAUUUUUCAGCGUUUACGAGAACGUUCGGUAUUACUUGCGUACUCCUUCGAAUGUCCAUGGCAACUUAAUGGACAUGGGAAUUGGAAUUUUGACUGGUGGCCUUGGUGGUGUGGCUUUCUGGCUAGCUGUUUUGCCCCUGGAUGUUGCCAAAACCAUAAUCCAGACUUCUCCAGAUAAAAACGCCACUAGAAAUCCAUUUCUAGUCCUGCGCUCGAUAUACCAAAACGCUGGAAUUAGAGGAUGCUAUACAGGAUUAGGUCCAACCAUACUUCGCGCAUUUCCUGCCAAUGCAGCAGCAAUCGUCUGCUGGGAGCUAGCAAUGAAAGUUCUCGGUAUCGCCCGAGAUUAACUCAACUGUUUCCUCGCCUCUUCAAAUUUCAUGUUGUUUCUUUAGAGUAUGUUUUGAUGUUCCUGCUAUUGAAUGUAGACAUUCGUUCCUUAUUGUUUCGUUGAAUUAGAUUGAAAGUAAAUCAAAAGCUGAUAUGCUCCA